Saccostrea cuccullata (small rock oyster) is the source of this 1008-nucleotide messenger RNA. RefSeq lists its product as uncharacterized. Bases 1 to 1008 code for a protein of 335 amino acids. Lineage: Eukaryota; Metazoa; Mollusca; Bivalvia; Ostreida; Ostreidae. The record is from RefSeq and is a predicted model, not a curated record. Gene Ontology annotation, cellular component: ribonucleoprotein complex. Gene Ontology annotation, molecular function: single-stranded RNA binding. The transcript has a single exon. Gene Ontology annotation, biological process: retrotransposition.
AUGGCUGAAUCCAAUUCAAUUAUCUACGGGAAUACUUCCAACCCCAGUAACAGUGACAAUGAGGUAUCAUUACAGUCAAUACACACAUUGCUUAUUCAAAUGAACUCUAGACUCAGUGAAAUCGAGAGCAAGAUGUCCCAAUUAAAUGUUAUCCAAAGUGAUGUGGCCAAAAUCAAGACAAAAGUAACUGAUCUAGACUCUGAAAUAAAGAUCAUUCGAAGUGAAUUCAAAGAUCUUGAGUCAAAUGUAAGUUCUUUGGGGCAAGUAUUUGACUCUGUGAAGGACACAGCGGAAGCGGCUAAGAAACAAGCUGAUAGUAAUAAAAAUGAGAUUAAGAGAGUGGGUUGUGAACAAAUAGCGGCACAAAGACAGACUGAACGAGACCUGCAAUUAAUAAAUAAAGAAAAUGCGGAAAUUAGAGACUCCAUUGUCGACUUAAAAGCAAGAUCGAUGAGAGACAAUCUAGUGUUUUCAGGUAUUCCUGAACAGAAGGGAGAGGACACAGAGGGGGUUCUACAACUUUUCCUCCGGAAGAAAUUCAAGCUUGACUACGAGCUUUCAUUUGAACGGGUCCACAGGAUGGGAAAGUUCACCGAAUUUAGUGAUAGACCCAGAAAUAUUGUCGCAAAAUUCACAUACUUCAAGGACCGGGAAUACAUUAGAACCAAAGCGCCACACAGACUCCAUGGGUGUAACAUUUGGGUUAACGAACAGUUCCCGGCAGAAAUUGAGGAGAGGAGGAAAAAACUCUACCCCGUAAUGAGACAGGCGAGACUAGACAAAUGUAAAACCAAGCUAGUUCGGGAUGUGCUAUAUAUCAACGGGAAGGUGUAUACACCCCCACCCCCACUGAUAACGGAGAUGUCGGAUGAAGCAGCAUCCUCCAGUUCCUCCGGGAAGUUUUCACACGGAAAUCGGUGGAGCCAAAAUCACCAAACACCCAGGGGCGAGCGACCAUCCCAGAAGAGACCGCGCACUGGAUCUACUCCGAACCGUAACGACGCCUAG